Pseudogymnoascus verrucosus is the source of this 2595-nucleotide messenger RNA. RefSeq lists its product as uncharacterized. The transcript has a single exon. NCBI's taxonomy places the organism in Eukaryota, Fungi, Ascomycota, Leotiomycetes, Thelebolales, Thelebolaceae. The record is from RefSeq and is a predicted model, not a curated record. Bases 1 to 2595 code for a protein of 864 amino acids.
AUGAAGCCAUCGAAAGUAGAGUCAUCUGAUCCGAGAUUGCGCAAUGUGCAUCUUCGAUCGAUUUACAGGGAAGCGGAGGAAUAUGAUGUUGGCCCGUUGCUACGCAAGUGCAUUACAUUAUCAUCACUACACAACUUGCUUUUGGGCCAAGACCCCUUCAUUCCUAGUUGGAUUGCUAUUGAUGGUGAUACAAAAAGCCCAGAAUUUUGGAUUGAGACCCUGACUGAAGUCUCUGUUCGUUCCAAUGAGUAUAUCUGUGCGGGAGCGGCCCCGUUUCACGAUUUAUUGGAAGGGCGAUCUCAGGCACUUUGCACAUCGCAUGCCCUCGCUCAUUUACGCAAGAACUUGAAUCUUGACAGCCAGGUCAACCGAACUCCAAAUGCCAAUGGAAAGCGGCCACGAAGCGAUACAAAUGGGCCGCCCUUGCGAAGCCCUCAACGCACGGGUUCAUCUCCAAAAAGCCCGGAGAAGCCAAAGCUCACACUUAAGAAGUGGCUGGAGAUAUGCGACGGAUCAAGGACGAGCUGGAAAAAUAUCCAUGCCGAAUGGAACCAGAUGAUUUUCGUAUCCAAGUCAGCGAAGAUCGUAUCAUGGGAUAAACUUAAGGGGGACUGGGAAACUCAGGGGCUUACGCUGUCACUGGGAUACUUCACUGAUAUAACCAUAAAACUUGCUCGAAAAUGCAGCUCGUUGAUUUUCGAGCUUUCGAAGGGGCGAAGCAGCUCAAAUAACACACCUCCUCCAAGCUACAUCCCACUUGUUCGCGGACUUGACGACCUAUGGCCAGCGGCUAAGAAUACCGAGUUCGAACGCUGCAUCCAGGAAGUUGUUCACGGCAAUUUCAGGCCCCAGGCGACCGCACAACUACUGGGAUAUAUUCUCGAACUGGCGCGGAUAAUAAAGGGGUCUACGAUAACCGUGCCUCGGAAAUCCCAACAAGCCGAGCUCAAAAAGGCAGAAGCCCUGUGUCGCCGGCAAGCCCGCCAACUCAAAGAAGAACAGAUGGAGAAGGAUAUCAAGAAAAGGGAGGAGCUGUGCCGCCAGGCGGAAGAGAAUUUUGCACGAGACACCUUGGCCCUCGACGAUGAACGUGCCUCGGUUGAUAUGGUUUCAGCAAGGCUCAGAGAAGCGCAAGCAAUGUGCGAUGAAAGGGAGAGUGCAUUGGCAGCGAAGGAAGCAUUUUGUGCAGAUAGAGAAAAUGCAUUGGCAGCGAAGGAGGCAUCUUGUGCAAAGAGAGAAAGCGCAUCGACGGUGAAGGAGGUGUCUUGGGCAGCGAGAAAUGGUACGCUGGCGGUGAAGGAAGCGUCUUAUGAAGAGCGACACGGUACACUGGCAGCGAAUGAAGCAUCUUACGCAGAGAGACAGCGCGUAUUGGCGACGAAGGAAACGUCAUGCACAGAGAGACGGUCUCGCAUAGAAAAGGCAGAACUUGGGCUUCGAAAGAAGUUGGAAACCUUUGAAGCAAACCAAAAAUUACUCCUCGAGGGUCAACGCAACGCUAAUAAUGGCGAUGAUAGCCAUGCAAGAGACAAGGCUGCGAUGACGAAGCGAGAAACCGCAAACAUGAGAAGGGAGAAGAAUCUUACGGAGAGAGAGCAAAGAUUGGAUGCUCAAGAAAAGAGCUUAAUGUCGCAUCGGGCGUGGAUAUCCCAGAAGGGGAAUGCAGCAACUGACCGUGAAAAGGUGUGUGCCGCCAAGGAAGCGGAGUGCAGGGCGAGGGAAGAAGCGUUAUGUGAGGGGCAGGCGACAGUAGCAAGUGAGAGACAGGAACUCGAGACCCAAACAUCGGCGUUGAGACAUAACCAGGCGCUCUACCAGAAGGCGAAAGAAGAGUUGAAAGCAAGAGAGGAAGUGUUAUGCAAGGGGCAGGCGACGGUAGGAAGUGAGAGACAAGAACUCGAGACCCAAACAUCGGCGUUGAGAGAUGACGAGGUGCUCUUCCAGAAGGCCAAAGAAGAGUUGAAAGCAAGGGAGAAAACGCAACACAAGGAACGCGCCGCAGUAGUAACUGAAAGGCGGGAAGUUGAAGUCCAAAAAUGGGCGUUGAGAGAGGACGAGGUGGUCUACCAGAAAGCAAAGGGGGAAUUGAAAGCAAGGGAGGAAGCGCAGCACCAGGAGCGCGCCGCAAUAGCAAGCGAAAGGAAAAGAGUUGACUCCCAAAGAUCGGCAUUGAAACAAGACCUAACCCUCCACCGGGAAGGUAAAAAGACGAUGAAGGCGAAUAGUGAAGCGUUGGCUCAGGAGCGGGCAGCAAUAUUGUGUGAACAGAAAAACAUGGCAGCGGCACAAAAAGACUUUGAAAACAAAAAGUCGGUAUUGAGGGCGGAGCAGGUCGCUAUGUCUCACAACAAGCAAGAAGUGGCAACCGCAAUGAAGGCCUUAGAAAGCGAGAAGCUGUCGUUAGGAGCAGAUCUGGCCGCUCUAUCUCGUGAGAAGGAAGCAGCAGCAGCGAAAAAGAAGGCCUUAGAAAUCGAAAGGUUGGCAUUGGGCGCGGAGAAAGUUCUCUACGAAAAAGACAAAAAUGAGUGGAAAGAGAAGGUAAGAAUCAAUCUGCAGCAGGUGCAGGAGAUGGAGAGGUCCCUCUCUACUUGGUGA